Molecule: messenger RNA, 3275 nt
Organism: Scomber scombrus (Atlantic mackerel)
Lineage: Eukaryota; Metazoa; Chordata; Actinopteri; Scombriformes; Scombridae
Gene: cdc50c
Product: transmembrane protein 30C
Exons: 7
Coding region: 127-1176 (349 amino acids)
Biological process (GO): phospholipid translocation
Cellular component (GO): endoplasmic reticulum; plasma membrane; Golgi apparatus
Source: RefSeq, a predicted model, not a curated record
UGGCAGGCAGAGUUGUGUAAGUGUAGAGAUAUCGCUGAAGUAAAGAACAGGAAGAGAGCAGCGUCUUCGAAUACACUUAUUGGAUCUGCAAACUUCCUCUCCUGUCCUCAACCGAAGGUUCCUCUCAUGGGCACAGCGAAGGCUAAGUCUGGGCCCUUGGCUCGGAGGCCAGACAACUCUGCUUUCAAACAGCAGAGGCUCCCUGCCUGGUCUCCCAUGCUAACAGCUAACACUGUGCUGCCAUUCUUCUAUUUUAUGGCUUUGAUAUGUAUGCUGCUGGGAGUGUGGCUUCUUCUUACUGUGCAGACCAUACAGGAAAUAAAGCUGGACUACACAGAGGCCGGGUCGUGUAAUGAAUGCUUUGAAAUGCGUAAAAAUGUGAGCAACGCAGAAAAGAGCUGCACUUGCACAGUGAUGUUCAACGUUGAGAAAGCCUUCAAGGGAGAUGUCUUUUUCUAUUAUGGCCUCCAAAACUUCCACCAGAACCUCCGCAGAUACAUGGACUCCAGAGAUGAUGGACAGAUGGUUGGCAGGACACAAAACUUAAAGGACCCCAGCACAUACUGCAAGCCAUUUAUUACAGGCAAAGAUGGACUUCCCAUUGCUCCCUGUGGUGCUGUGGCCAACAGUAUCUUCAAUGAUUCCUUCAAGUUCACGUACCAUGGGAUGUAUGCGGUCCCUCUGUUACGGAGCGGUAUCACCUGGUACACUGACAAAAACAUCAAGUACCGGAACCCAACAGUUGACAACUUGACACUGACUGAGGUGUUUCAAGGGACAACACAGCCACCGUACUGGAAUAAACCUGUGUACGAGCUUGACCCCCUCGAGCCGACCAACAACGGCUUCAUCAAUGAUGACCUGAUCAUUUGGAUGAGGGAAGCAGCCUUCCCCAAUUUCAAAAAGCUCUAUGGGGUUUUAUACAGAGCAAACACGCCAUUCACUGAGGGGCUACCAGAAGGGCAAUACAGCAUCGACAUAACCUACAACUUCCCCGUGCAGUACUUCCAAGGCAGAAAGGAAGUGGUGCUGACCACACUGACUUGGUUCGGAGGUCAGAACCAUUUCCUUCCCAUUGCUUACCUAGUAACCAGCAGCCUGCUCCUACUGAUAGCCGUCACCCUCACCACGGUUUGGUGGAAGUUCGGAAAGGAUGGAAAGAAUAUGGAGGAAUGAAGGGUGAGGAAGUGGUGCAGAGGAGUGAAAGGGUGGAAAACUCAAAAGCAGCUGAAAAUUGUGCAGCUUAGGAGAGAUGACAAGAACAUUGAAUGAAGAUGUAAGUAAAUGCAGGAUAAGGAGAAUGGGUUAAAAAUAAUGUUAAUUUGGUAAAUUCUGUGUGUCAAAAAUCAGUCAUGAUCAAAUAACCUGUGUGAUGGCUUUUAGUGUGAUGUUGUUGCUCGCAUGCCUAGUUGUGUUGGUGUUAAUAUUCCAUUAUACUUGAUAAAUGUUUGCAUUCUUAAACAUACAUCAUUUUGUUUAUAGACAAAAAAUGUCAUUAAUAAUUACUGGUAUCCAGUCACAAUAGUGUUGAGGCUGUUUUUUCGUGUGGCAGAACUACACUACACAAAUGUUAAACGGUGCAUGUUUGUAGAAGGUUUCCAAUUACAGCAAUGAGAUUAGCAACUGCAGCCAGCACUGGCUCAACAUUGUUCUUACAUGCUUAUACAUGAUAAAUAAAGUAGAAGUAGUAUGAAAUAGAUUCACUAUAUCUUAAAUCAGUAGUCAGGUGUCUAUAUGAACAUUGAAACAGGUUUAAUCGUUCCUCCUGUUUAUACUAGACAUUAAAAGAUUCCCUCUAAAUGCACUUACAGUUUAGGUGAUGGGGGCCAAACACAGCCAUUGUUAUGAGCAAAAAUCUACUGAAAAGUUUAAUUGAAACUAAUUUAAGGCUACAGCCAUCCAAAUUAGACAAUUAUCAAGAGGAUAUCUUCCAAAGUUAGGACAUUUUGUAAGAAAAAAUAGUUUCCCUGGACAGUGAGUCCAUGCUGAGCUGCUGCAGAGGAAGAAUAACAAAAACACUAACUUUGGAAGAUAUCCACUGGAUUAAGCUAAUUAGAUUGCUGCAGUAUCAUUAAACCUUUGAGUACAGUUUUGCGAGGAAGAAGGAAUGAUCAUAGCAAGUAAAAUCUGUUUCAGUGGAUAUAUGGGCACCUCAUAAUUGUUUUAAGACAGACGUGAAAAAUUGUGAACCUGUCUUUAGAAUUGAUACUAAUAGAUUAGUGAUGGUGGAUUAUAGCAGAGGAGAGGAGGGUGUUUAGAUUAGUUUCUUUCCUAUCAAGGUUAAAAAAAAGUUUUUUUUAAAAACUAUUUAAUUGCAAAUUACUGUAGUUUCUGUGUGAUUGUGAAGUCAAAUGUAAAAAGAUAACACAUAGAUGUAAUAGAUACAUAGAAAGCCAUCAGUUAUUGUUUAUGUUGUGGGUUUUCAGUAAAUGUGUUCUUUUGACGACAGCUGGUGAUUGUAAUAAAGCAUUUUCUUUUAAAAAUUCUUUAUUUCUCUAUGUACAAUCAGUGAGAGCCACAUCAACAGCUCCUCUGUGAGCAGGGAGCACCAAAAACUAUGCAUGUAGAUUGCCUUGGUUAUCGAGUGCAGCUGUGUGAACAACACAGCAAACCCUCCUCCAGGCUCCAGGUUGCUGUUCUCUAAAGUUGUAAAGCAGCUCAUUCCAUUUUUCUCCUCCAUCUGCACUCCUGCCGCCAAGUGUUUGGUCACAUCUGUACCACAGGAGGAGGACAAGAGAGGAAUGCAGUCUACUGUGGACUUUUUAAUUACCACCGGUGCUACAGACAAACAUGUCCUACAACCACUAUAAGCCAUAUGAUAACCAGUCCAAAAAGAACACAGACACAAGGAAGUAACAAGUCACACCCAAUUACGACAGAUCGAACACCCAUUUCAACACGAGACAGACACGAUGCAAGAAAAAUGUUUAAAAAUUUCAGGACAAACAUACAGGAAACUCAGACACCAGAGGGUGUUACUACGAAACUAUCAGUUUCUAACAAAUUAUCCCAUUUUUCUCUGUACCUUUUUCCUAGGACACAUCGCCCACUAAGCUUUUAAAAAUGAUGCAUUACUUACAUUAAGACUGUUUGUUUUAACGUGUAUUUGGCUAAACUUUUGAUGUUGGCACCAUCGUGAACAUUGGAUCUGCUGUAAAUCAACAUUGCGUCAACAGAGAAGGCAACAUUUGGUCUUCAGUACUACAAGAAGUUUUCUCUUUGGAUCGAUCCUCCCGAUCAGCCUAUUCAAGUUCACACACACAACAAACGGGAUU